AUGGCCUUCCCCCUCUUCUCCCCUCCGUCCACAAUCCUCCGCCUAGGCCUGGGCCUCGGCAUCGGUCUCUCCGCAGCAACCCUCCACCCACUCUCCCCCUUCCGCGCCGCCCCAAUCCGAUGCGAAUACGGUGCGUCUAAUCAUCGAACGGACGGGCUGGCCAGCGCAGAGACCGGGUGGGCUGUUCACCCCAAUGAUGCCACUCUGCAGAAACCGGGGAUUGCGACGCAGGCCAAGAAUGCCCUUUUGACGCCGGAUAAUAUGCGCCAGAUUAGUUUGGGUAGUGUAUUGGGUCUUGUCGCUGGUGUGGGGUUGAGGGCUUUUUCGAGGGUUUUGGUUGUUCUUUUGGGCAUGGGUCUUGUUCUUGUUGAGUGGGCUGCGUCGAAGGGCUAUAACAUCCUUCCUCUCAACCGAUUGCAAAAAUACGUCAAGAAUGCUGAUUUGCGCCGGAUGGUGUCUGAGAAUCGGCCAUUCAAGAUCAGUUUUGGUUUGAUGAUGGCAACGGCUGCCUUUGCGCAGUUCUAA
Messenger RNA from Penicillium brasilianum, 525 nucleotides. NCBI's taxonomy places the organism in Eukaryota, Fungi, Ascomycota, Eurotiomycetes, Eurotiales, Aspergillaceae. The record is from the annotation of a GenBank genome assembly.